Messenger RNA from Didymodactylos carnosus, 1593 nucleotides. NCBI's taxonomy places the organism in Eukaryota, Metazoa, Rotifera, Eurotatoria, Philodinida, Philodinidae. The record is from the annotation of a GenBank genome assembly.
AUGGGAAAGCCAGAAACAUUCGAUCCAUACUACGGUGUCAAAGAUAUAAGUGACGAUGGUGAUAUUACAAAGCCAGAAAAUAUUGAUGCAUUGCAAGCAUAUGUAUUGAAAUGUACAAUGAAACUCGGUGUGCAUGUUGCAACAGCUGAUGGGGGCUUUUCGGUCGAAGGACAGGAGAAUAUUCAAGAAAUUCUUAGUAAACAAUUGUAUUUAUGUCAAUUUUUGGGUGCUCUAUCAGUUCUUCGUCCAGGAGGAAAUUUUGUUUGUAAAUUAUUUGAUUUAUUCACACCAUUCAGUGUUGGUCUUGUCUAUUUGAUGUAUCGCACAUUCAACCAAAUAUCUAUACAUAAACCAGUAUCAAGUCGACCAGCUAAUUCCGAGCGGUAUAUUAUAUGCAAAGGUUUACGCGAAAGUGUACGUGAUAUUGUUCGAGUGUAUAUGUAUGAAAUUAAUUCAAAACAGUGUAAACACCGAAAUGAUACAGAACCAAACGAUAUACAAUCAAUUGUACCUUUAGAUAUUAUUAAGUCUAAUCAUGAGUUCUGUAAUUAUAUAAUUGCAUCAAAUAAUACGAAACUAAUUGAUACUCGUCAGUCAAAUAUUCGACAACAGUGUCUCACAUUAUGGAAUAUUCCAGAUGAACAGAGACCAAAACGGCGACGAUUACUUUAUAAUGAUAUAUACAACGAGUUAUUUGGUCGACUGGAUCAAGGUAUUGAGAAUUACAUUCUCAAUACACCUAAUUUAUUAAAAAAAUGUGUUUUAAAUCAAAAUCAAAUGGCCUCAUUGUUCGAUUAUCGAUGCGUAUUAUCACUAGGUGAUCCUGUUCUAUUAUUGAGUUGUGGACGUAGUCAAGUGUAUUCAAUCGAUCUACGACAUAAGAAUAAAUGCUGGACAUUAUUAGAAAAAACACCAUUCAAAAUUGAAUUACCACCCUAUACAUUAUUAUUAGGAGAAAAAGUUCUCGAAGAUUUUCGAGAAGGUCGUACACUUCGUCAAAAACCAGCUAUUUACAUAAUAGAUGCUUAUUUCAUCGGCAAUGAAAAUAUCCUGAUGAAUAAUAAAGGUCCAGUCGUGUUUAUCGAUCGAUUUCGUUCUAUGAAAUUAUUUGAAAAAACCAUAAAUAAACCGUCUCGUUAUGAUCUCGCACCCAUACGUGUUAGUGAACAGUUAAGAUGUGAACAUUUAGACGCAAAUAUCACAAAGUUGUGUGAAUCAGGUCAUUAUGAUCAAAUUGAUAGUGAAAAGCUUUGGUAUGUUAACGAAUCUGUUGUUGAAAAUAAACCACGAGUACAAGUUCAUGGAAUAUGGUUUUUCAAGUUUGUUCAGUGUCCAUGGACGAUCUUAUGGGGUCGUUCAAAACAGCAGAAAUAUUUUCAUAAUCAAAACACGCGUGUAUCAGAAAGUGUCGCACCGUCGGAUUAUUCGCAUGUAGCUUCUUUACGAUCUAUGCUUGAAAAUAGCUUUUAUUGGGAUUUUAAUACUAAUUUUCGAGAUGAUACUGUGUCAAAAUCAAACAUGAUCUCAUUUAUUCGAGGAAAAACUGAUCAACAACAACGUCCAUCACAACAGCAGCAACAUAAUCAUACUUAA